Messenger RNA from Rosa rugosa (rugosa rose), 1571 nucleotides. Its product is annotated as histone-lysine N-methyltransferase ASHH3. NCBI's taxonomy places the organism in Eukaryota, Viridiplantae, Streptophyta, Magnoliopsida, Rosales, Rosaceae. Gene Ontology annotation, biological process: regulation of DNA-templated transcription. Gene Ontology annotation, molecular function: histone H3K36 methyltransferase activity; protein binding. Bases 4 to 1299 code for a protein of 431 amino acids. The record is from RefSeq and is a predicted model, not a curated record. Gene Ontology annotation, cellular component: nucleus; chromatin. The transcript has 14 exons.
CUAAUGUAUGUAUUACCCCGAACGGCGUGGUCCCGUCGCAGCCACGAUUUCUGGUUAUCGUCCGUCCAGUCCAGUCCGUCCAGUCCAGUCCAGUCCAGUCCUGUCCUAGUAGCAAAUAACACAAAUAGAGUAGUAGCACCUCCACCGUUUCUCCUCCCAAAUCAGUCGGCGGUUCUUGGUGCGAUGCCUGCUAUGAAGAAGCAUACUGAGCGCAGUCACAUUGGGAAUGUAUUCAACAAGUUGCUGAAGCAGAUUGGAAGUCCUGUGGAUUUUGAACUUCCAGAUUGGUUCAGUAAAUGGAAACCCAUGAACUACACUUUUAUAAAGCGCAAUAUAUAUCUCACUAAGAGGAUUAAAAGACGACUUGAAGAUGAUGGAAUAUUCUGCUCAUGCUGCCCAUCAUCACCAGGGUCUCCUAGUGUUUGUGGUAGAGAUUGCCAUUGUGGGAUGCUACUGUCUAGCUGCUCCUCAGGCUGUAAAUGUGGAAGUUCAUGUCUGAACAAACCAUUCCAGCACCGGCCUGUGAAGAAGAUGAAACUGGUGAAGACUGAGAAAUGUGGUUCUGGAAUCGUGGCGGAUGAAGAUAUUAAGCAAGGAGAAUUUGUGAUAGAAUACGUUGGAGAAGUUAUUGAUGACAAAACAUGUGAGGAAAGGCUUUGGAAUAUGAAACACCGUGGAGAAACAAACUUUUACUUAUGUGAAAUCAAUCGAGAUAUGGUUAUUGACGCCACGUACAAGGGGAACAAAUCAAGAUAUAUAAACCAUAGCUGUUGUCCCAAUACUGAGAUGCAAAAAUGGAUAAUCGAUGGUGAAACAAGAAUAGGCAUAUUUGCAACUUGCGACAUAAAAAAGGGCGAUCACCUCACCUAUGAUUAUCAGUUUGUUCAAUUUGGUGCAGAUCAAGAUUGCCAUUGCGGUGCUGUUGGUUGUCGUGAAAAACUUGGUGUACGACCUACCAAACCAAAGAUGUCAUCAGUUGCUGCUUUGAAACUAGUAGCAUGCCAGGUGGCUGUGUCCUCUCCCAAAGUGAAAACAAUGCUCUCUGCAAAAGAUGUUUAUCCGAAUGGUGGUUUUCCUAUAGGAAGUUCUCAACCUAUCCGUAAGGACCAUAACCAAGGUGGUACUGCUUGUAAUUGCAUUGAUGAAGUGAUUCGAAUACAUCGUCCCAUAAAUCAGAGGUCAUUCGGGGUUAUCAAACGGUUUGAUAAUCAUUCCAAAAAACACGCGAUCAUGUUUGAAGAUGGUGGCAUUGAAAUCCUGGACAUGUCGAAAGAAGAAUGGGAAUUUGUAACAUUGUGAUAGUAUUCUGAGGAAUUUGUUCAAGCAAGGAUGACUUGUGGUCGUCAGCAACUGUAACAUGUAGAACAGAUCAGUAACCGGUAAAGUUAGUAACGCUUGAUUUACCUUUCCUCUGCUGUUGCAUUAACCAAGGAUCAAUUCUUUGCAAUGCAUGUUGUAACAAAUUUAUGGAUGAAAGUUUAUAAUCCACCCCCCUUCCCCCCCCAAAAAAAAAAAAGGAAAACAAUGUACGAAUGUUGUAUCAAUUAUAUUUCCAUUUUUUUUUUCUUCAA